GUCCAUCUAGAGUGAGAUUGUGCAUUAGGCUGCAGCCAAGGAAAACAUGUACAUAGCAGUGUGUCCGUAGUACAUAUGUGAAGUAUUUUACUAUUUGGCAUUGUAGACGCCAUCAAAUUUAUUAACCUCACCUUAACUCACUCGUUGACCAAAUCCAAUUGUACUCAACAAUGACUACAAGGAUGUUCAGGAAUAUAGAAAUUUUUGAAGGAUCGGAGUCGUUCACAGAUGGGGAGAAAGGAUCGCGUAUGAAGGGAAAUACGAGGAGCGUAGACAACGAGGACAUCCAACUCAACGAGACGGAGAACUUUGCCUUUAAGAGAGCGUGUACAUCAACGGCAAUGAUACACGGGUUCACGAAUGAUGGCUGGAAUUUCUUGGUGGAGAUGGAAUAUGCAACUGGAAGGGGAGCCGUAUAUGCUAGUCGACAACGUAAAGAUGACGGUGGAAAUGAGAGCAUUGGAUUGCGAGGGAUGGACUGGCCGACUUUGCUUUCCGAAGACGUCAUAUCCACGCUCUUUGGAGAGUUGGGACAACAUUCUCAUCGACAAGCAAUAUACGUUGGAGGGAUCAACGACAAGAUGUCAGAUAGCAGAAACACCAAGGACAAUGUCGACGCAACAGCACACGAAGAGGAGUUCGCAUUACGAUGCAGGGCAGUUUUUGUGGGGCAUAUUGACGAGCCCAACGGUGCAUUGCAUCAGUACGAGAAGGAGACAAAACCCAUUUGGAACGAACACAGUACGGAUAAUAAGGGAGACCGUACACACGUCCACGCUGCAGACGUGUUUACCACUGUCAGAAAUAGGAACGAAACCUCUGAAGGCGAAUCAGACAUCAAUUUAGAAGGAGGCGUUCAUCAAAAUGUCUUAUACCUAAAGUACGACAGUUUCGAGGGCACAAUGGUUGUGUGGCUUAACUGGUUAAAGCCAGAGUGUGGCUAUGCUACGGCUUACGAGUCUGCCAGUUUGAUUCUUGAUGGAAGCGCACAGCACUGCUGGGGCGUGCCUGGUCUUUUGACCCGAAAACCAGCAUGCAAAAACUGGUACUAUUUUGGACAUGUCUUUGGCCCAGAAGAUUUGUCUUUGGACAGAUCUUCGAUCCAGUGGUCUUUGGAAACCAAAAACCUCCGAUCUGAUUACUGGUCUUUGGUUUGGUCUUUGGAACUGGUCUUUUGGGCAAAAAGACCAGAGGAACAAAGGAAAGAACAAAGGAAGUGA
Messenger RNA from Desarmillaria tabescens, 1220 nucleotides. RefSeq lists its product as uncharacterized. Bases 171 to 1220 code for a protein of 349 amino acids. Lineage: Eukaryota; Fungi; Basidiomycota; Agaricomycetes; Agaricales; Physalacriaceae. The transcript is spliced from 9 exons. The record is from RefSeq and is a predicted model, not a curated record.